This is a messenger RNA of Alternaria arbusti, 1413 nucleotides long. RefSeq lists its product as uncharacterized. Bases 1 to 1413 code for a protein of 470 amino acids. The record is from RefSeq and is a predicted model, not a curated record. Gene Ontology annotation, cellular component: membrane. The transcript has a single exon. Lineage: Eukaryota; Fungi; Ascomycota; Dothideomycetes; Pleosporales; Pleosporaceae. Gene Ontology annotation, molecular function: glycosyltransferase activity.
AUGGCUGCAGGUAGGUCCUGGGGCAACUUCCGACGCAGAUAUCGAACUGCUAUUGCCGCCUUGCUCAUCUGUGGCUUCUUCAUACACUCAUAUCGAAGAUCGACACCCAGCGCCAGUAUAUUAAGCCAGCAUCAGAGCCCACUGUACUGUCCUCAGAACGCCAUCGCGAAGGAAGUAUUGGUCGUCCUUCGCACAGGUGCUACCGAGGUACUCGAGAAGCUGCCGAUCCAUCUCACUACCGUGUUGCGAUGCAUUCCAAACUACGCCAUCUAUUCCGACUUUGAAGAAGAAUUUGGGGGACAUCAUAUUCACGACGUUUUCGACGAGCUCGACCAGGAUCUAAAAGACUCAGUGCCAGACUUUAAGCUUUACCACCAGCUAAAAACCAAAGGCCGAGAUGGUCUCUCCAUGGACGGUAUCGAACACGAUGGAAGUGGCGCAUCGGGGUCGCUAAGCAACCCUGGCUGGAAACUCGACAAGUUCAAGUUCCUGCCUAUGAUAGAUAAAGCUCUCCGCCAGAUGCCACAAGCAAAAUGGUUCGUCUUCGUUGAACUUGACACGUACCUGAUGUGGACCAACCUGCUCGACUAUCUGUCCCAGUUCGAUGCAGAGGCCUCGCAUUAUAUCGGCAAACAAAUGUAUAUUGGCGACGUGCUUUUUGCUCACGGCGGCUCGGGGUUUGUUCUGUCGGCACCAGCAAUGAGGAAGGUGAUUCGUCAUUGGAAAUCUCAUAUGAAAGACUUGAACCAGUACACGAUUGAGCAAUGGGCCGGAGACAUGGUCCUCGGAAAGGCGUUGAAGGAUGCUCAAGUAUCACUGCUGUGGGCAUUUCCUCAUUUCCAGGGUGAUCCCGUUUCAACGCUCGACCACAACAUUACGAAGAUCAACAGACAACCGUGGUGCUAUCCCGCGAUUACAUACCAUCAUAUGCCAGAAAAUGAGAUCAGGUCUCUGUGGGAAUUCGAACAAGAGUGGUAUCGUAGGGGUCCAAGGAGCGCUCCUCUGAGGCAUGCCGAUGUGUUCAAGGGAUACAUAUACCCUAGUCUGAGCAAGGAAAGAUCGGAGUGGGACAGUUAUUCCGUCGAUAAGGCCUUCAGCAAUGAUGUUUUGAAGGGCGAGGAGGUGCACAGCUCUUUCGAAGCUUGCAAAUCGGCAUGCGAAAGGAACACGCGCUGUCUGCAGUUCUCCUACCGCCCUUCUAGGUGUCUGGUGUCGAGUGAAGUGCGCUUAGGCCGAGCGUCGACAUUACAAUGCUUAGAGUAUUCCACUGCCGCUUCGAGGUGUGAAAAGAUGGAGGAGCCGGCGGCGAUAACAGGAGGUGCGGUUCGUUCUGGUUGGAUCGUGGACAGGUUGGAAGAGUACAUGCGUACUAUGGAUCAGACGUGCGAUAAUCGGAUAGGCUGGAUCACUUAG